CUGGCGACCGCUCGAUGAUUCCGCCGGGCGGCGAGGAAACGCGAUUUUCCGCGGCGUCCCUCGCGACUCGGGGAGGAAUUCCGGGAACAUUCCCUGCACUUCCCAACUCUCCCCUUCCUCCUCCCCCAAAUCCGAACAUACCACUCCUCCACCGCCGGCUGCCAUGGCGCUCAAGGCCGUGCUCGCCUCCGACGUCCACUUCUUCGACCAGGUCCCGGACAAUACCCCCACCUCCGUCGCCCGCUCCUCCUCCCCCUCGCUCAAUUUCAAAGAGCUGGAGUGGAAGAGCAAUCCGGAGAAGCUGGUCGUGGUCGGCCACCGGGGGAAGGGAAUGAACGCGCUCACUUCGCCGGAUCCGCGAUUUCAGGAGGUCAAAGAGAACUCGCUCCGCUCCUUCCGCGAGGCCGCGCGCUUCCCCGUCGACUUCAUCGAGUUCGACGUCCAGGUCACCAAGGAUGACUGCCCCAUCGUCUUCCAUGACGAUUCAAUACUAACUCAAGAGAAUGGAAUGACCUCCGAGAAGCUCGUCACUGAUCUCAGCUUAGAAGAGUUCCUUUCUUACGGACUCCAAAAGGAUUCUUCAAAGAAAGGGAAGCUGUUGUACAGGAAGACCAACGACGGCAGAGUCCUUAACUGGAACGUGCAAGCCGAUGCUCCGCUCUGCACCUUGCCGGAGGUGUUUCAAGGCGUUGAUCCUCGGCUCGGCUUCAAUGUCGAAAUAAAGUUCAAGGAUCAUAUCGUUUACGACGACGAGGAGCUAACUCAUACCAUCCGGACGAUCUUGCAAGUUGUUUAUGCUCACGCAAAGGAGAGGCCGAUCAUCUUCUCUAGCUUUCAACCUGAUGCCGUGCGGCUUAUCCGCAAGCUCCAAAAUGACUAUCCUGUGUUCUUCCUCACCAAUGGAGGGCAGGAGAUCCACAAAGACCCGAGAAGAAACUCAUUGGACGAGGCGAUCAAGUUAUGCUUGACAAAUGGCUUGCAGGGAAUAGUUUCCGAAGUCAAAGCCAUCUUUAAGAAUCCAGCAGCUAUUGCAAGAAUGAAGGAAGCCAAUCUCGUCAUCUUCACAUACGGAAAACUGAAGUAGGAGGAACUGAAGUCAUUAACCUUCACGACCAGUUUUUUAAAUUUUUUUCCCUUAAUUAUAUAUCUUGGGGUUUUGGUUUGCGGAUGAUCGAUGAUGAUCGGUUGCUACUGCGCUUCUGCAGUAAUGUUCCUGAGGUAGUUCACCUGCAGCAGCUGAUGGGGAUUAGCGGUGUCAUCGUCGACAUGGUGCAGGAGAUCACCGAGGCCGUUUCAGAGUUCAGCAGGCUGGAUGUUGACGGCGACGAGGGCGGCGCUGAGGAGGUUUGACGGCCAAAGUUUUCUCAGUGACCACUUUGGGCACGUCGUGUACAGUGUGAUCGAUUGUAAUACAAUUGAAAAGUUUUUGUGUGAAAAAACAAAGGAAGAAAGAAAUUACUAAAUCUCCAAUUGGAGCGUGAAACUGUAUCUUAGCGGUUCCUUUAGGACGCCUCUUUCCGAAAAGGAAUAA
Messenger RNA from Zingiber officinale, 1531 nucleotides. RefSeq names its product glycerophosphodiester phosphodiesterase GDPD2-like. The transcript has 7 exons. The coding region runs from base 164 to 1084 and encodes 306 amino acids. Gene Ontology annotation, molecular function: phosphoric diester hydrolase activity. Gene Ontology annotation, biological process: glycerophospholipid catabolic process. NCBI's taxonomy places the organism in Eukaryota, Viridiplantae, Streptophyta, Magnoliopsida, Zingiberales, Zingiberaceae. The record is from RefSeq and is a predicted model, not a curated record.